This is a messenger RNA of Nanorana parkeri, 1312 nucleotides long. Its product is annotated as LIM/homeobox protein LMX-1.2-like. The transcript is spliced from 8 exons. Gene Ontology annotation, molecular function: DNA-binding transcription factor activity, RNA polymerase II-specific; RNA polymerase II transcription regulatory region sequence-specific DNA binding. Gene Ontology annotation, biological process: neuron differentiation; regulation of transcription by RNA polymerase II. The record is from RefSeq and is a predicted model, not a curated record. Bases 31 to 1161 code for a protein of 376 amino acids. NCBI's taxonomy places the organism in Eukaryota, Metazoa, Chordata, Amphibia, Anura, Dicroglossidae. Gene Ontology annotation, cellular component: nucleus.
CGGUAAAAUUAAUCAAUACAUCCACUUAGAAUGAAGACAGAAAACAGCCCAUCCUCGUGCCGCGAACAUUCAUCGUUCCUUGAAAUCGAUCAAAAGGUGAAUGAGAUGUGCGCCGGCUGCAGCAACCCCAUCUCCGACCGCUUCCUGCUGAGAGUAAACGACCGACUGUGGCACGAAUGCUGCGUGAAGUGCGCGGCGUGUUUACAGAUCCUUUCUGGAACCUGCUACUACCGCAACCGGCAGCUUUACUGCAAAGAAGACUACGAAAAGUUGUUCACCACUAAAUGUAACAGCUGCUUGAAGGUGGUAAUGCCAUCCGAACUUAUCAUGCGCGUCCUCGACAAUGUUUACCACGUGGCUUGCUUCUACUGCUGUGAGUGUGAGAAGAAACUGGAGCGAGGAGACGAGUUCGUCUUGAAAGAAGGACAACUGCUAUGUCGCAGCGACUAUGAGAGGGAGAGAGAGAUGCUCAGUGCGUUUAGCUUAACGCCCGCCGGAUCAGUUAAAAGUGAGGAUGAGGAUGGGUGUCACACCCAUGGUAAAGGAAGCGACGAUGCAAAAGAUGUCAAACGCUCUAAAAGACCAAGGACCAUACUGACCACACAGCAGAGAAGGGCAUUCAAGGCGUCAUUUGAAGUGUCUUCUAAGCCAUGCAGAAAGGUGAGGGAGACGCUGGCAGCAGAGACGGGGCUGACCGUUCGCGUUGUUCAGGUUUGGUUCCAGAACCAGAGAGCCAAGAUGAAGAAGAUAGCAAGGAGGCAGCAACAACAAGAUCACGACCAACUGGCAACACAACGCCUGGGAUCGGCCUGCAGGAACCGAAGGAACAGCAGACAGAGCAAUGAGGACAGCGAAGAUGGUGGCAGUGGUAUAGAAGGAGUUAUUUUGCCAUACUCCAGAAUGGCGCAACAGUCUCUUCUUUCAUUGGAUCAAAGUGUCUACAAUACAGACCUGUACAGACAGGGCCUCACACCUCCACAAAUGCCCGGUGACCAUCUUCAUCCAUAUGACACAGACAGCGUUUUCCACGACAUGGACAACGAUGGUUUGAGUUAUCUCGCAGGAUCUUUGCUGACAUCUUCAGAGAACAACAGCCUACAGGCCCGCAUUGGACCCAUUGACCGCCUGUACUCCAUGCAGAGCUCCUACUUUGCCUCCUGACAUGAUCAAUGAUUCGUCUUUGUCCCCUUUUCAGAUGUUUGUACGAGUUGGGCAAAUAUCUUCAGAUUUGACAUAUGGACUAUAACUUUGUUUGUCUGUUUUGUAGGUUUAGUUAUAACUUCUAUUUAGCCCAAGAACAUGCUGUACCUUG